Neogale vison (American mink) is the source of this 5747-nucleotide messenger RNA. It is a transcript of the gene RBM20, whose product is annotated as RNA binding motif protein 20. Lineage: Eukaryota; Metazoa; Chordata; Mammalia; Carnivora; Mustelidae. Gene Ontology annotation, biological process: regulation of RNA splicing. The transcript is spliced from 15 exons. The record is from RefSeq and is a predicted model, not a curated record. Bases 1 to 3696 code for a protein of 1231 amino acids. Gene Ontology annotation, molecular function: mRNA binding; zinc ion binding. Gene Ontology annotation, cellular component: nucleus.
AUGCUUCCUCUGAGUUCCUUGCUCUGGGGCAAUGGCUGCUCCUGGUGGCGUGAUGCUGUUUCCCAGAGCGUCAUAAAGCUGGUAGAAUGUCAUUGGAAUUUUCUAGGGAGGCACACACGCAACACCCAAAAUGACUCCCGGCAACGCUGGCCUCAGGUGAGCGCUCCGUGCCAGGCGCCUUGGUCUUUCUCGGAAAGUGCCGCCAAGCUCCUGGACAAGAACCCGUUCUCGGUGGGUAACCCGAACCCUCUGCUUCCUUCACCUGCCAGCCUCCAACUGGCCCAGCUGCAAGCCCAGCUCACCCUCCACCGGCUGAAGCUGGCACAGACAGCUGUGACCAACAACACCGCAGCCGCCACAGUCCUGAACCAAGUUCUCUCCAAAGUGGCCAUGUCCCAGCCUCUCUUCAACCAGCUGAGGCAUCCGUCAGUGAUCAGUGCCCCCCACAGCCACACUGGGGUGCCCCAACAUGCUGCGACUGUGCCCAGUGCCCGGUUUCCCUCUAAUGCGAUUGCCUUCUCGCCCCCCGGCCAGACACGAGGCCCGGGGCCCUCCGUGAACCUUCCCAGCCAACCCCCCAACACUGUGGUGAUGCAUCCUUUUGGUGGGGUCAUGCCUCAGACCCCCGCCCAGCCAGCGGUCAUCUUGGGCAUUGGCAAGACGGGGCCUGCUCCUGCGGCAGCAGGAUUCUAUGAGUACGGCAAGGCCAGCUCCAGCCAGGCGUAUGGCUCGGAAACAGACAGUCAGCCCGGCUUCCUGCCGGCCACGGCCUCUACCACAGGCAGCGUGGCCUACGAAGGCCACUACAGCCAUUCAGGGCAAGACGGCCAAGCUGCCUUUCCCAAGGACUAUUACGGACCCAGCUCCCAAGGGUCGCAUGUGGCAGGUGGAUUUGCGGCUGAGCAGGCCGGGGGCAUGAAAGGCGAGGUAGGUCCGCUGCUUCAGGGUCCAAACAGCCAGUGGGAGAGCCCCCACGGAUUCUCUGGCCAGAGCAAGCCCGAUCUGACAUCAGGCCCUAACCUGUGGCCUCCACCCCCCAGCCAGCCCUAUGAGCUGUAUGACCCUGAGGAGCCCACCCCAGACAGGACCCCGCCUUCCUUUGGGGGGCGGCUGAACAACAGCAAACAGGGUUUCAGCGGUGCCCGGCGGCGGGCCAAGGAGGAGCCAGCCCUGCUGUCCGUGCGGCCCCUGCAGGCUCACGAGCUGAAUGACUUUCACGGUGUGGCCCCCCUGCACCUGCCCCACGUCUGUAGCAUCUGUGACAAGAAGGUCUUUGAUUUGAAGGACUGGGAGCUGCAUGUGAAAGGGAAACUCCAUGCUCAGAAAUGCCUGGUCUUCUCUGAAAAUGCUGGUAUCCGGUGUAUACUUGGUUCAGCAGAGGGAACGCUGUGUUCCUCUCCCAACAGCACAGCUGUUUAUAACCCUGCUGGGAACUCUGAAGAUUAUGCCUCAAAUCUUGGAUCAUCAUAUACAGCCAUUCCAGCAAGGUCAUUUGCUCAGGCAAAUCCCGCAUUUCCUUCGGCUGCCCCUGGGACAAAUUUUGCACAGCGGAAAACGGGUGCCGGCCGCGUGGUGCACAUCUGCAACCUCCCGGAAGGAAGCUGCACGGAGAAUGAUGUCAUUAACCUGGGGCUGCCCUUUGGGAAGGUCACUAAUUACAUCCUCAUGAAGUCCACUAAUCAGGCCUUUUUAGAGAUGGCUUACACAGAAGCUGCCCAGGCCAUGGUCCAGUAUUACCAAGAAAAAUCUGCUGUGAUCAACGGUGAGAAGUUGCUCAUCCGGAUGUCCAAGAGAUAUAAGGAAUUGCAGUUGAAGAAACCUGGGAAAACUGUGGCUGCCAUCAUCCAGGACAUGCAUUCCCAGAGGGAGAGGGACAUGUUCCGGGAAGCGGACAGAUAUGGCCCAGAAAGGCCACGGUCUCGCAGUCCUGUGAGCCGGUCACUGUCCCCGAGGUCCCAGAGCUUCACCUCCUGCAGCUCUUCCCACAGCCCCCUGGGCCCCACCCGGGCCGACUGGGGCAGCAGCCGGGACUCGUGGGAGCACUCGCCCUAUGCCAGGAGGGAGGAAGAGCGAGACCCGGGCCCCUGGAGGGAGAACGGGGAGGACAAGAGGGACAGGGCAGACAUGUGGACGCACGAUCGCAAACACUACCCCUGGCAACUGGACAAAGCCGAGCUAGAGGAGCGGCUCGAAGGAGGGAGGGGCCACCGAGAAAAGCACCUGAGGCCGGGGUCCCCCAGCCUGCUGCACUCUGCCUCGGGCUACAAAAGCCGAGAAGAGGGCUACUACCGGAAGGAGCCCAAGGCAAAGUCGGACAAGUACAUAAAGCAGCAGCAGCAGGAUGCUCCCGGGAGGUCCAGGAGGAGGGAGGAAGCCAGACUGCGGGAGAGCAGACACCCCCACCCCGAGGACUCAGGCAAGGAAGACGGGCUGGAGCCGAAGGUCACUGGCGCCCCUGAGAGCACCAGGUCGAAGCCGAGUGAGAAGAACAGAACCAAGAGACCCGACAGAGACCCACAAGGAGCUGGUGAGAGAAGAGAAAGCAGGAUGGCGGGGAAUGAGGCUGGAAAAGACGAGCAGGAGGGCAUGGAAGAAAGCACCUCAUCACCAGCCAGGCAGGAGAAAGAAGCGGAGUCCUCAGAUGCAGAAGACCCAAGGACAAAGAAGGAGCAAGAGUGGGAGAGUGGAAGCGAGGCAGAAGGGGAGAGCUGGUAUCCCACCAACAUGGAGGAGCUGGUUACAGUGGACGAGGUUGGGGAGGAGGAAGAUUUUAUUAUGGAACCGGACAUCCCAGAACUGGAAGAAAUUGUGCCCAUUGACCCGAAGGACAAAAUCUGCCCAGAAAUAUGUCCUUGCGUGACGACGACCUUAGACCUGGACGUAGUCAAGGAUUUCACCCAUGAGGGAGAGAAGCCUACAGGGAACGGGGCCACAGAAAUCAGCCUCAAGACACCCGGAGACCUGCCUUCUGCUUCCACGAGCUGUCCCAGUGACAUGGACGUAGAAAUGCCUGGCCUAAAUCUGGACGCUGAGCGGAAGCCAGCUGAACGUAAGACAGGCCUCUCACUGGAGGGUUCAGAUUGCUACGAGAAGCAGGCAGAGGGAGGGGAGCGCUCCGAUGUGCGUCUGGCCCCUCCACUCCAGCAAAUGUCUUCACCGAAGCCAGCAGAAGAGGGGGCCCGGCAGCCUAGCCCACCUCUCGAUGACUGCAAGGCCAAGGGGACCCCCGAAGAUGGGGCUCGUGAAGGCAGCCCCCUGCAGGGGAAAGCCAGCCCUCGCACCGACCCUGACCUCCAAAGCCAGGCUUGCCAAGGAGUGUCGACCCAGGAAAACCCCAAGUUCAUGGAAAUGAAAUCUCUGGACGUGAGGUCACCAGAACACGCCGAAGUGGAGCUGAAACAGCCCCUCUCUUUGCCUUCCUGGGAACCAGAGGAUGUGUUCAGUGAACUUAGCAUUCCUCUAGGGGUGGAGUUCGUGGUACCCAGGACUGGGUUUUACUGUAAGCUGUGUGGGCUGUUCUACACGAGCGAGGAGAUGGCGAAGAUAAGCCAUUGUCGCAGUGCUAUCCACUAUAGGAACUUACAGAAGUACUUGUCGCAGCUGGCCGAGGAGGGCUUGAAGGAGACCGAGGGGGCCGGCAGCCCCGGGCCUGAGGAGGGCGGAAUGGUGCCGCAGUUUGAGAGGAAGAAGCUUUGACGCUUCUGGAAGCCCGGAAAGGAGGGCCUCCUGAGGUGGGGCCUUCCUGACCUCAGGGACAGAAACCAAAGCCAGAGAGGAAGGAAAACCAGGUUGCCUCGGCCUGUUCUCGCCAUCUCGUGAAAACGCCCUUGCAGUGUCUCCCCAGAGAAGCCGUCACCUGAUGUGUCCAGCAACGGAGGGUCACCCUCUCUCCGCCCCCCCACCCCCGUCGAUCCUUGUUUCCUUCAAUUUGCUUCUCUCGCCUUCCCCCUACCCCUCCAACCUCUGUGCCAAGGGUCAUUUAUUUUUUCAUAAAAUCCAACUUCUCAGGGAUUUCAGUGUUCAAAUUCUUGAUGGGACAGGACAGGUCAGGCCAGCCCGAUCAACCAAGGAAGAGAUCUCACAGAAACUCCUGGGUCAAGAGCCACUCCAGGGGGUCUGAAGCAUUUUCGGUGCCUGGUGUCCUGAGCCGGGGGAACUGUUAGGUCCUGCAGGCCUAGAAAGGGGGCACCCUAGACCAGCACCUGGCAGAAGCUGGGAGUUCCUCCAGCAGGACCAUCUUUUUGAAAAGCCCCCAAUUUUAAUAACUCUCUCAUCUUCUCAGUUACUCUAGAAGUCCACCAGAUUCAUGCCUUAACAAAAAGUAAUGAAUUUCACAGAGGAGGAAAAGAGCACUUCAUUUUUGGAGCUCUAUUAAGGGAGCUUCCUCACCCCCCAAACUUCUUUCCAUCCUCAGGAUUUCAGGAGGUGCCAAGCUUCGUUCUGUUCUGGACAAUUCAUUGGGUAUAGAUUCACUCCAAUUAAAAAUGAAAAUGGUAGCGUCUUCUCCCUUCAGCCAAAACAAUACAGGCCUGGGUCAGAUGUUGGCCUCCCAGCCCCGUGUGGCACUGGCGCAAGAGACACUAAGCCAGGGAAAUGGCGUCUGUCCUUAACUUGCUCUUGGCACCUGCGCAGGUCCCGGGCUCCAGCAGCCUCUCGGAGGGAUGGUUUUUAAAAUGGUCUCUCGGUGGAGAAAGACGCUAAGGAAAGAGCAAGGCUGCAGGAUUGCCAGGAAUUGGUAGGAGGGCAGGAGGUCAAGGGCAUUUCAGAGGACCCCUGUGUGCACAAUUUUGGGGGUUAAAUGUCACGAAGAAAAGACCCCUACUUUCUACAGGGUUUUCUGAUACUGGAAGUUAGUGCCUUCAGGCCCCAGACUAAGAGUCCGAGGUUCCACGGGGAGCAUUUAGGACAGAGGUGCUGGGAGGAAAUGAGGCUUCGUCACAGGCCCAAGAAGACUUAAAGAAGGUCAGAGGGGAGCCUUGUGCUGUUCCCACAAGCUUGAACAACUUCCCCGGCUCAGCCAUUGGAGGACGGUUCCUGUGUUUCUACUCCUAAUGACAGAUAGACUAGGGAGGGAUUGUUUGUUUUAUAUUAUUUUUUGCAUUUUUUAUAGUAGAUAAGAUUUUUUUUUUUAUGGUACAUAGGUAGACUGCACAUUCUGUCCUCUGCACUAAUGGCUGAAGGAUAGAGAACUUAUCUGAGUUCAACACUGACAUUUUAUCAGUGACUCUGAAGCACAGAGAAGGAAGAAAUGUAGGACCUAAAAUGAAUCCUGUGUAAACCUCGGGGCACACGGUUACUGGUGAGGAGAGAGUUGUGGAGAACCUGUGAAAGAGAACAGAGAAGGCCAGCACCAGAGGCCAACCAGACGGCUUGGGCAGGCGCUGUCCGGGGCUGGAGGAAGCGGAAAGCCUGGCCUUGGCAUGAGGCCAUCUGGGGGCCUCGGAAAUGUUGGCGUCUCCAAGACAGAUGGCUCUGAAGUUGGCGGCUCAGCUCAAGCUGCCUCCACAGGUUUUCACCUGCUGCUCUGCAGACCGGCCUGCUGCAUUUCUGGGAAAACCUCUGGCCCUCGUUGUCGCUCUUCCCCGCUCAGGGGGUGUCCAGGGCCAGCUCUCUGGAAACCUUGCUGGGAAGUGUCUACCACCUCCACCAGAGGAUGGAAAUGAGCAUUUUCAGAGAGGCUGGCAGCCUUUUCUCCCAGCAAAGUGAAAGUCGACCCACCAGCUCAGCCCUCCUCCUCCUCCUCCUCC